Messenger RNA from Zingiber officinale, 681 nucleotides. RefSeq lists its product as uncharacterized. The transcript has a single exon. The record is from RefSeq and is a predicted model, not a curated record. Lineage: Eukaryota; Viridiplantae; Streptophyta; Magnoliopsida; Zingiberales; Zingiberaceae. The coding region runs from base 55 to 516 and encodes 153 amino acids.
UUGCUCGAGCCACAUUGCGAGCAGUUCGAAUCGAGAGGCUGCCGAUUGAUUGCGAUGGCUUCGACGGCAAAAGCGGUGGUGGAGUCGCUGUACGAGGCUCUGUUGAGGGGCGACGCGGGGGCGGCGGCGGCGCUGCUGGCGGAGGACGUGGAGUGGUGGUUCCACGGGCCACGGCGGUGCCAGUACAUGCGGCGCACGCUGACGGGUGAAGCUGGUCCGCGCGACUUCCGGUUCCGGCCGCGGCGAGUGGCGGAGGUCGGCCGCUGGGUGGUGGCGGAGGGGUGGGAGGGUAAGCACGCAUACUGGGUCCAUGCCUGGGCCGUCGACGUCGCCACCGCUCGCAUCAUCCGGUUUCGGGAGUACUUCAACACCUCCGUCACGGUGCAGGAGGUGGCGCAGCCGAGUGAGGCCGGGAUCAGCUCCGGCGGUGGGGUGGGAGGAUCGGCGGUCUGGCGGAGCCAGGCAGGGCCCAACGCCGGCGGACGCUCACUCCCGGGCCUUGUUCUCGCCAUUUGAAUUAUCAGCCCUAACUAAUCAAUUUUUGGGCCCGGCCCAACAAUUAAUUAGUUUUGAACAAUUUUUAUUUAAAAAAAAAAAAGCCUCGUCACAUCAAGUUUGUGUCAAUAUCCAAAUAUUGCGUGGUGUUUGUAUAAAUUUAAAAUUUAAAAAAAAAGUUUUUUG